This is a messenger RNA of Lolium rigidum, 2014 nucleotides long. Its product is annotated as probable protein phosphatase 2C 66. Gene Ontology annotation, biological process: protein dephosphorylation. The transcript is spliced from 5 exons. The record is from RefSeq and is a predicted model, not a curated record. Gene Ontology annotation, molecular function: protein serine/threonine phosphatase activity. NCBI's taxonomy places the organism in Eukaryota, Viridiplantae, Streptophyta, Magnoliopsida, Poales, Poaceae. The coding region runs from base 16 to 1593 and encodes 525 amino acids.
CAUUGGCCGCCAGCCAUGGGCUCCUGCCUCUCCACCCAGCCCGGCGACGAGCCGGCGUGGCCGCACUGGUGGCGCAAGGGCCACCGCUUCGGCGGCCAGCGGGAGGGCGCGGCCGGCGGCGGCGUCUUCUUCUCCAGCGCCGUCGGCGGCGGGAAGCUCCCCGGCGCCGGCGGGGAGAUGAUGACGGAGGAGGAGCUCGCGCGGGUCGCCGGGAGGACGUGCGCCAACGGCGCCAGCGCGGCGGCGUGUCUCCACACGCAGCAGGGGCGGAAGGGCACCAACCAGGACGCCAUGGUCGUCUGGGAGAGUUUCAAUUCAGGUGAUAGCGUCUUUUGCGGCGUAUUUGAUGGUCACGGGCCAUACGGUCAUUUUGUCGCCAGGAAAGUUAGAGAUUCUCUUCCUGUUAAGUUACUCACUCAAUGGAAAACCAGUGUUAAUGGGGGCACUAGUCCUCAUCUAAAUGGAAGCAUUUCCGGAAGUUUAAACUCCGAAGAAACAGCAGGUGCUGGUGAUGAUGAAUGGGGUGAGUCUGUCGGUGUUGAUGGAAGUGAUAUGCUCCCUGAGACAUUCCUUCCACUUAAGCACUCUUAUUUGAAGGCUUUCAAAUCGAUGGACAAGGAGCUCAAGAUGCAUCCCACAAUUGAUUGCUUUUGCAGUGGUAGUACGGCUGUCACAUUGGUCAAACAGGGAUGUGAUCUCGUAGUUGGAAAUCUUGGGGACUCGAGAGCAGUAAUGGCAACCCGGGAUGCUGCUAACAAUCUAACUGCUGUACAACUCACUGUUGAUUUGAAGCCUAACCUUCCCAAGGAAGCUGCGAGGAUCCAGCAAUGCAGAGGACGGGUUUUUGCUCUUCAAGAUGAACCAGAAGUUUCAAGAGUAUGGUUGCCAAAUAAUGAUUCUCCUGGAUUGGCAAUGGCAAGAGCUUUUGGGGACUUCUGCCUUAAAGAUUAUGGAUUAAUAUCUGUUCCAGAGAUAUCAUAUCGCCGUCUUACUGAAAAGGAUGAGUUUAUAAUACUUGCCACUGAUGGGGUCUGGGAUGUUCUCUCAAACAAGGAUGCUGUUGACAUUGUAGCUGCAGCUCCAUCUCGAGCAACAGCUGCCAGGGCUCUCGUUGAUUGUGCUGUCAGAUCUUGGAGAUUGAAGUUCCCAACAUCCAAGAUAGAUGACUGCGCUGCUGUCUGCUUAUUCUUAGACCAUGGAAAAUCACCUGACUUGGUAGAAGAGAGCGAAGCCAACAGUGGAAAGCCAGAACCUGCGGAGGAUGCUUUGAUAACAGAUACCAGUAAUAAGAUUAAUGAAGACAGCGCAGAUGUAAAUGAACAUAUCUCCAGAGAAGAGAAAAUUCCAGAGCCCACAUUGGAGCACUCGUCAACGGUAAGAAAUGUUGAUGAGAUCAUACCGGUGGACGAACCUCCUGUCUCAAAGCAACCUGAAAGGUGUGGGUCUGCCCGCAGCCUGGCUGACUGCAUAUCCACAAACGAGGAGGAGGAAUGGUCUGCGCUCGAAGGCGUGACACGCGUAAAUUCCCUCUUGAACCUCCCGAGAAAAGUCUCAGGUGACAAGAGGUCUACCAGCUGGAGGAAGAAACGUUGAACCAACAUCAAGAAAAAUCCAUCUAGUCUGGUGGAAGUCAGGUAGGGUGUUCGUAGAGAUGCAGACUUGAGCCAUUUUCGAUCAAUUUUUAGGCCCCAACCCUGAAUUGUUUCAGGCUGGCUGACAGGCGUGUACAUUCAAGAAUACUGUUCCUUCUUGUGCAGGAGGUGUUCCAUGCUUGGGCUUCUUGUUUGUGCAUAAGAAAGUUUUUGUUCUGUGAGAAGCUUUUCUAUAAAUCAUGACCUCCCCUGUAAUGUAGCUGUACCAGGACAAAAAUUAAGUCAUCUUUGUGUAGUAGGCCAUGUUAAUUUUCGUUUCAAAGUGUAAGCUUCUUUAUUUUCGUUUCAAAGUGUAAGCUUCUCUAGAUUAUCAUUUUCUUGUGCUCUCCACGUAAUCCUUGAAUGAGAGGCAAUUUCGCAAA